This is a messenger RNA of Kuraishia capsulata CBS 1993, 1386 nucleotides long. RefSeq lists its product as uncharacterized. The transcript has a single exon. The coding region runs from base 1 to 1386 and encodes 461 amino acids. The record is from RefSeq and is a predicted model, not a curated record. NCBI's taxonomy places the organism in Eukaryota, Fungi, Ascomycota, Pichiomycetes, Pichiales, Pichiaceae.
AUGACCAUUGAUCACGACAUUAUUGUUGGGAAUGAGCCCACCAAAGUGACGCUCAAAACUGAUCUGCAUGAGAGGCAAGCGUCUGUCCCGUCUAACGCCAAACGGGGAAUCGUGACGCUCGAACGUAUCAUCCUCAACACGCCUGCUGAUAGUCCGGAGUCUGCUUGCAUUCAGACAAGGGCCAUUCUCGCUCAGUUCUCAAGUGAUCUGGAGUUUGAAGAAAAAUUGCAGAUCAGAUUACCAAGGCUUCUGGAGAAAGUUUUGAUAACUGGUCUUGAUUACUUUCUCGCGCAAUACGCCGCUUCCAAGGAAAAUGAGGCAAUCACAAGCUCACAAUAUAACGCAUUGGUUUGCUGUUGCGAGUCUAUUAUGAUUGUAUACUGCAGAUGCAGUUAUCAUUCUUCCAUUCCGGUGGCUAUAACCGGCGACGUACUGGAGAAGCUAUGGAAGUGCUGUAUUGCUGUGUAUAAAGAGGACUACGAACGUGGUGAUGUUACCGUUAGUGCUCUUGUCGGCAUCCUCUCCAAUAGCGAUUUACCGGAGCACGUUUUAAGCGCUUUUAGGGAGGAUGUGGUUAUUUCUAUGAGGAGCACACAUGGUUCAAGGUUCAAGCAAUUCGUGCAGCCGCUGACAGAGAUAUUGAACAUUGAGUACUACAAAGGACAGACACCCGGAUCAGGUCUUUUGGGGUCUAACUCCCCAAAUUCUGCUAUCUUACACUCCUCUAACGGUUACGUGAUGGGUGAGCAGAUCGCGAAGGAACCUAAAUGGAUAGAGAUAUUUAACGCUGAUAAAUCCACAAGGAUGACACAAAGGUAUCAGGAAAUUGGUUCUGUUUCACAUCAACUGACACAGAAAACGGUUAACACUGGUAUCUCGGGAAGAUUGAACCAAACGCUAACUGCACAGGCUCAUACCACUGAAGGUGAGCAGCUAAAUGGGAUUGAACGGUUCUGGGAAAAUUUGAGGUCCAAAUUUGUCCGAGCAGAUAAAAGAAAAAAGGAGAUGUCUUAUGCAGAUCAUUGCCGUCUAUUCCGUGUGCUCUGGGCACGGUUUUCAGAGAAAUUCUGGAACUACUGGUAUCCACUUCAAGAGAGACCUGCCAGCAGAGGCAUCAAGACCAAAGCACAUUACCACCAAAGAUCCACUUCCAAUAACAGAAGGAAAGGACCAAGGCAAUACGUGGUUGGGAAUCUUUCCAGAAGAGUGCGCAAGAAAAAGGGUGCUGGAAGAAGAAGAGCGUUUCGAGCCGCACGGUCGUUUCAACACACCCACAUAAAGUGGCCCAGCUAUAUCUUCAAACAAGGAAGAAAAGCCGAUUUGCAGAGAAAACUACAUGAAAAAGCUGAGAGUUUUGCUUUUCAAUUCAGGGGACAUUUCGAUUAA